This is a messenger RNA of Daphnia pulicaria, 660 nucleotides long. Its product is annotated as cuticle protein 19-like. The transcript has 3 exons. Lineage: Eukaryota; Metazoa; Arthropoda; Branchiopoda; Diplostraca; Daphniidae. Bases 69 to 557 code for a protein of 162 amino acids. Gene Ontology annotation, cellular component: extracellular matrix. The record is from RefSeq and is a predicted model, not a curated record.
GUUCUCCAGCAGAGCUAACGAAACAGAAUUGGCCCAACUCCCUAUAAAAAUCGAAGCCAAACUUCGAAAUGUUAUCAGUUGUACAACAACCAGAUACUCGACUCAACAUGAAGAUCAUCAUCCUCGCCGUUGUCAUUGCCGCCGCAGCUGCUGCCAGUGUCUAUCCCCCAAAGCCGGCAUACCCUGCCCCAGCUUACCCCGCACCCGCCUACCCAACAAAGAGCUACGAUUACGCGCCGAUGCCGUACGAUUUCGCCUGGGCUGUGAAGGAUGACUACACCUACAACGACUACGCCCACCAGGAGACCUCCGAUGGUAAGGGCGCCGUCACCGGAUCUUACCGCGUCCUUCUCCCCGACGGCCGCACUCAAACCGUCAACUACAAGGCUGAUGACUACACCGGCUACGUUGCUGAUGUCAAGUACUCCGGAGAGGCUAAAUACCCCGAAUACAAUAAACCCGCAUACAAGGCUGCCGCUUAUCCCGCACCAGCUUACCCCGCACCAGCCUACCCCGCCCCAGCCUACCCCGCCCCGGCCUACCCCAGCAAAUACUAGGCGACGACAUUGAAAUGAAUGGCCUCUUCUGUCAACGGCUGUAACUUAAAAGAAUAAUUUAAACAUCUUGAAAUAAAAAAUAAAACGAUUCUGUUUCGAAUAA